Molecule: messenger RNA, 1247 nt
Organism: Chlorocebus sabaeus (green monkey)
Lineage: Eukaryota; Metazoa; Chordata; Mammalia; Primates; Cercopithecidae
Gene: UPK3A
Product: uroplakin 3A
Biological process (GO): urea transport; water transport
Cellular component (GO): plasma membrane
Source: RefSeq, a predicted model, not a curated record
GCUGCCUGGUGCGCUGGCGGGGAGAGGUCAGGUGUCCGCGCCCGCCCGCUGGACCUCCCGCCCCGCGCUCUGGCGGCUCCUCCCGGGCGAUGCCUCCGCUCUGGGCCCUGCUGGCCCUCGGCUGCCUGCGGUUCGGCUCGGCUGUGAACCUGCAGCCCCAACUGGCCAGUGUGACCUUCGCCACCAACAACCCCACACUUACCACUGUGGCCUUGGAAAAGCCUCUCUGUAUGUUUGACAGCUCAGAGGCCCUCACUGGCACCCACCAGGUCUACCUGUACGUCCUGGUUGACUCAGCCAGCUCCAGGAAUGCCUCAGUGCAAGACAGCGCCAAGACCCCACUGGGCUCAACGUUCCUACAAACAGAGGGUGGGAGGACAGGUCCCUACAAAGCCGUGGCCUUUGACCUGAUCCCCUGCAGUGACCUGCCCAGCCUGGAUGCCGUUGGGGAUGUGUCCCAGGCCUCACAGAUCCUGAAUGCAUACCUGGUCAAGGUGGGCGCCAACAGGACCUGCCUGUGGGACCCCAACUUCCAGGGCCUCUGUAACCCACCCCUGUCGGCAGCCACGGAGUACAGUCACCCCAUACUCAGUGAUCGACACGUGGCCAGGCCGGCGGAGCGGAGGCAUGAUCGUCAUCACUUCCAUCCUGGGCUCCCUGCCCUUCUUUCUACUUGUGGGUUUUGCUGGUGCCAUUGUCCUCAGCCUCGUGUAAGUACCCAGCUGGGAAGGCUGGACCCCAGGGACACGCCAGACUUAUUCGGCUUGCAGGGACUCAGCAGCAGGGUCCUCCAAGGCAGGGGACAGCCUGAAAGGCAAGGAAGCUACCUUCUGCCCUGUGGGUGGGGUCUGGUGAAGAGGGAGCAGAGUCCUGGGAUUUCAAAGCGGGAGGACCAUCGAAGUCAAGUUGCUCAGCUGUGAAGGGUGGGGCUCAGCACCUGGGCUUUUGGGCAGACGGCCAAUUCAGAUCUUAGCUCUGACACUUAGAGGUAUGCAACCUUAGAUAUGGCUUAUUGUCCUUCUAUUCUUCAGUUUCCCCAUCUGGAAAAUGGAAAUAAUAAAUAUUAGUCAUCUCACGGAGUUGUGAAGGUUGAGUGGAAUAAUCUCUAUAACGUUUCUAGAGCAGUGCCUGGGAACUCAACAAGUAUUUGCUUUCAUUGUCAUUAUAAUACACCCACUUGUAGUACAGAGGGGGAAACUGAGGCCCAGAGGGGGUCAGAGUGGCCCAAGGCAACACAGCCUGCAGAC